GCUCACCAAGCCUCGUUUCUGUUCAGUUCUGUUUACAACAAGCCAUCGUCCCCCGGCGUUCCCUGCCCACUGAGAUUGUUCUAAUGAAAUUUGAUAACAAAUUAGGAUGUAAACAACUCUGCAAGCAGGCGUGGUUUUCUGCCUGCUGCGGUCUGCGAAAGGUGCGUCUGAUCAACAGAAGAGAAAGACGACGGCGCGGGAGCGCAACUUUGCGGAGGGACGGAAAGUGGCUAUUGGAAGUUGGGAGCAGGAUGAGGAAGUGAUGGGGAGGGUGUUUGGAGCACGGAGCUGCCCCCUCGCCUCAGGCGGUGUAAGAGGAUCUGUGCUGACCUCGUCUGAGGGACGGAGCAAGCCAAAUAACCCUAAACCGUGGAAGGAGAGAAAAGAGGAAAGGGAGGGCAGGGGGGGGCGGGGGGGGAAAUGUUGAGAGUUUAGAGUCAGAAGGUGGAACUUACUGGAAGUUUAUUGGCUUCAGGUGGUGUCAGUCACGUUACUUCCUCCUUUGCUGUGGUGAGAGGGCAGGAGGAAGGGUAGGAGGGAGGUACCCUCACAUCAGCCAGCUCUGUGUCUCUGCUUUUCUCGCACAAAAAGAAGCCUGCACUUGGGUUUGAAAGUGAAACAGGGCAAGACUUGUAAAAAGGAGUGCAGCCUCUUGGCCUUUUUCAUUCUCACGGUUUCCUGUUCAAGGAAGCCAUUUUGUUACCCAGCCCUGGAGCAGAUCACUUGUACAAAGUUUGCCAUUGUUUUUUCUCGCUCCCCUGCUCUGGCCCACGGCUGGGGGAGUUUCACGGCUGGCUUUGGACUUUCUACCCUGCAGAGCAACAUCUUUGGAGCGAGCCGAGCCGAAGGAGGAAGGUGGAGGUGGAACAACAGCAAUGGUGGGAGGGGGGGGCAGAUCUUUCUCCCUUUCGGUGCGUCUUUUUCUCAUGCCUGUCAUGCUUGAAGAAUGACAGAAGUCAGACGACGUGAAACGAGCGCCUGAAAGGACGUGAAACUGCUUCCUGGAUAAGAAUUUCUUCCUCGCUCCUCUGGAGGGAGGCAGACCAACGACUCAGGGGGGAACAGGGACUCUCUGCUCAGUGUGUGGACACCCAUAUUCCCUCUCUCCCAACAGGACAGUUUGAAUGAGUGUGGCUUUUCGCAGAACCCACUCCACUUCGCCAGGGUGUGUGCUUGUCUCUGUGUAUGCUUAGAGCUUCACGGGGAGAGUCAGUGGACUCUGAAUGGCUAACGCAAGCCCCUGCAUGCCCUCAGGGGCAAUGUCCCAGGUCUUCUUCCCCCCAGUAGGGGCCUCCCCACCCGGCUCAGCAGUGAUGCAGACGGGACCCCCCAUAUCCAUGCCCUCUAUGCCUCCUCAGGCUCCUUUUCCAAUGGUGGACCCGACAGCAGGACACGUUGGGAUGACGAUGCCCUCAAUGAUCUGCAAUCCAGACGGGGUGUCCUUCAUCAUCCAAAUUGGCCUGACCAGGGAAUCCGUCCUGCUGCCCCAGACUGCCGACCUGGCGUAUGUGAAGCAGGUGGCCUGCUCCAUUGUUGAUACCAAGUUCCCAGAGUGUGGAUUUUAUGGCAUCUAUGACAAGAUUUUGCUGUUCAAGCAUGACAUAACCUCCAACAAUGUCCUGCAACGGGUCAAAUCCACAAGUGACAUUCAGGAGGGAGAUCUGGUGGAAGUGGUGCUUUCAGCGGCAGCCACAUUUGAGGAUUUCCAGAUUCGGCCCCAUGCGCUCAACGUCCACUCGUACCGAGCCCCGGCCUUCUGCGAUCACUGCGGAGAGAUGCUGUUUGGACUGGUCAGACAAGGCCUGAAGUGUGAUGGAUGUGGGCUGAACUACCACAAGCGCUGUGCAUUCAGCAUACCCAAUAACUGCAGUGGAGCACGCAAGCGGCGGCUGUCCACCACCUCUCUGAGCAGCAGUCAGUCCCUGCGUCUCUCCACCAGCGAGUCGGUCUACAGCGUGGGGACAGCCUCCACCUGCUCCGAAGAAACCAGUUUAAUUCGCUCUCACACACAAAUGCCACGGACUCCCAGUGAGGCGCGGCGCUUCUACACAGGCCGGCCUGUUCAUCUGGACAAGAUCCUGAUGACGAAGGUGAAGGUGCCCCACACAUUUGCUAUUCACUCGUACACACGGCCAACGGUGUGCCAGUACUGCAAGAGACUUCUCCGAGGAUUGUUCAGGCAGGGCCUACAGUGCAAAGACUGUAAAUUCAAUUGUCAUAAACGCUGUGCAUACAAGGUUCCUAAUGAUUGCCUCGGGGAGACCAUUGGAGACAACAGAAGUAACUGUGACAUGCUGAGUCCCAGCGCCGACACCGAAGUGCCCAUGGACUUCAGCAGUGAGUACGACACCUCGGACAAGUCUUCAAUGGAUGACUCGGAUGAGGCCUGCAGCAUCCCCGGGUCCUUUUCUCCAGACAACAACCAGGAUGGGACAGGUGGAGACCAAAGUGCUAAUAUCCCACUGAUGAGGGUUGUCCAGUCGGUGAGGCAAACGACUCGACGAUCCAGCACAGCAAUUAAGGAAGGAUGGAUGGUUCACUACAGCAACAAGGACACUCUGAGAAAGAGGCACUACUGGCGUCUGGACUGCAAGUGCAUCAUCUUGUUCCAGAACAACACCUCCAACAAAUACUACAAGGAGAUCCCCCUCUCUGAGAUUCUGGAGGUGCGUCCUGCUACUGACUUCACUCUAGUCCCACAAGGCACCAACCCUCACUGCUUUGAGCUCGUCACCGGCACCAUGUGCUACUUUGUUGGGGAGGACCCCAACACCCUUCCCUCACUGUCCACCAGCAACCCCCAUUCCCUUCCCCAGACGCCUCCGUCCCCCAGCAUGGUGCAGCCCAACAGUGGCAUUGGGCGGGAGGUGGCAAACGCCUGGGAGUGCGCCAUUCGCCAGGCGCUCAUGCCAGUCAUCUUUCAGGAUGCCCCGCCGGCUGAGGGGCAUACGCCGCACAGACAAGCCUCUAUCAGCAUUUCUGUCUCCAACAGCCAAAUCCAAGAGAAUGUGGAUAUUGGCACAGUGUACCAGAUUUUUGCUGACGAAGUGCUUGGAUCUGGUCAGUUUGGUGUAGUUUAUGGAGGAAAGCACAGAAAGACGGGGAGAGACGUUGCUGUCAAAGUCAUCGACAAGCUUCGAUUUCCCACCAAACAGGAGAGCCAGCUGAGGAACGAGGUGGCAAUCCUGCAAAGCUUGCGACAUCUGGGAAUAGUGAACCUGGAGUGCAUGUUUGAAACCCCAGAGAAAGUGUUUGUGGUGAUGGAGAAGCUGCACGGCGACAUGCUGGAGAUGAUCCUCUCCAGCGAGAAGGGAAGACUGCCGGAGAGGCUGACCAAGUUCCUCAUCACACAGAUUCUUGCAGCUCUCAGACAUCUCCACUUCAAGAAUAUUGUUCACUGUGAUCUGAAACCUGAGAAUGUGCUGCUCGCCUCAGCCGAUCCGUUCCCGCAGGUGAAGCUGUGCGACUUCGGUUUCGCACGCAUCAUCGGCGAGAAGUCUUUCCGUCGCUCCGUCGUCGGCACACCGGCCUACUUGGCCCCAGAGGUUCUGCUGAACCAGGGCUACAACCGCUCGCUGGACAUGUGGUCGGUCGGCGUCAUCAUGUACGUCAGCCUGAGCGGCACGUUUCCCUUCAAUGAGGACGAGGACAUCAAUGACCAGAUUCAAAACGCGGCAUUCAUGUACCCGGUCAACCCCUGGAAAAAGAUCUCCAAAGACGCUACCGACUUGAUCAACAACCUGCUGCAAGUCAAGAUGAGGAAACGCUACAGUGUCGACAAAAGUUUGAGCCAUUCCUAUUUACAGGACUACCAGACGUGGCUGGAUCUGCGGGAACUGGAGACCAAGCUUGGCGAGCGCUACAUCACCCACGAGAGCGACGAUAGCCGCUGGCAAAUGUACGCCACGAAGCACAAACUGUCGUACCCGGCUAACUACGUACCACUUCCGCCUGCGUCAGCCUCCGAUGACGACGAUGGCGCGGAGGACUCGGACAUGAAAGGCCUCACUGAGAGAGUCAGCAUCCUCUGACCACAGAAACACCCCCCGUCCUCUUUUUUUUUUUUUUUUUUUUUUUUGAAGAAGAAGACAGCGCAGUCUACCUGGAGUGUGAGAAGA
Molecule: messenger RNA, 4118 nt
Organism: Poecilia latipinna (sailfin molly)
Lineage: Eukaryota; Metazoa; Chordata; Actinopteri; Cyprinodontiformes; Poeciliidae
Gene: prkd2
Product: protein kinase D2
Exons: 19
Coding region: 1224-4031 (935 amino acids)
Biological process (GO): protein phosphorylation; intracellular signal transduction; phospholipase C-activating G protein-coupled receptor signaling pathway
Cellular component (GO): cytosol
Molecular function (GO): protein serine/threonine kinase activity; ATP binding
Source: RefSeq, a predicted model, not a curated record